This is a messenger RNA of Chlamydomonas reinhardtii, 2950 nucleotides long. RefSeq lists its product as uncharacterized. The record is from RefSeq and is a predicted model, not a curated record. The transcript has a single exon. Lineage: Eukaryota; Viridiplantae; Chlorophyta; Chlorophyceae; Chlamydomonadales; Chlamydomonadaceae. Bases 42 to 263 code for a protein of 73 amino acids.
CACUUGCGCCUGAGGAAGCCUCCUUGCGCAGCAGUGAUGACAUGCCUGGCAGCUUCAGCUUGGCGCGCGCGGGUGCCGGAGCAGGUGGCGGCGACGCCUGCUUGGGCGGCGUGAGGAAGAAGCCGCAGUCCACCAGGCUGCGCAGCGGGCCCGCGUCACAGAACUCCUGGAUGAUGAGCAGGCGCCAGCCGCCGCCCUGCUGCGACAGCUCCGGGGACAGGGACGCCAGCUCGUGCUGCACCUCGCGCAGCUCGUACGAGUAGGUGUUGAUGUUCGGGGUAUCCGGUCAGCCAACAGGGCAAACACCAUGCAGUGACACGGCCAUACGCCGGAGUACUUAUGCGCACAGCGUGCGCAUAUAGCUUGCUUGAAAUAUCAUAGUGAUAAGCCCUGUAUAUGUGUAAGGUGACGACUCUCGUAUACAGUAACCUGAAGCCGUAACUAGCAACAACGUGCGUGAGACACGAUAGUCGAGACACUAGUUUGAGCCCCUAGAACGUUCCUCUCAGCCCGGGAAUGCUCUAAACCUCAACAGGUUAUGAGCCCCGACGCUCACGCUGUCGCGAGAAUCUUGUAGGGCUGAACGAGUUGUUUUAGCCGCCGCCGACAGAGAGUCCGCAGGCAUUAGAAUAUCUGGCGAUUAGAAUAUCGCUCGAUACUAGUCAAGAAGCCGCGCGAGCUUCAUUCGCGUGGGAGACGCGAUUAUUAGUUAAGCCUUGUUUGCGUUAUCUGACGCAACGGGCGAUUCGGCUUUGUUCUGAGGCGUAUAUCGCUUUGGACACUGGGCCACAUGGAGCUUCAGCUCGCCUGAUGUCCCGUCGAUGGACAUGGACAUGCCAGGACAUGCCACGGACAUCGAGUGUUGAACCUCGACCCCAGAGAGCAUGUGGAGGCUAUGUCGAUCAGCGUGAAGUUGAUUGCAGAGUUUGAGCGGCUGCAGCAGCAGGACAUUCCGCAGCAGCAGUUAAAGGCCUGGAGCCAGCCUCGUUCCACACAGACCGUGGGAGCACACGAGAUGAGGGCUAUUGGGCUUUCGGGCAUACAUCUCUUUGCCAACCGGAACGAGUGCGUAGACAUGCGAAAGCAGAGAGCAUCUUUCCGGAGGGCAGGGAGUACGAGCAGCAAGGCAUCGGACGGCGCGGGUCCAGCUGGUGACGGUGUGGCUGACGUGAGUUGGAGCGUGACGGCUACCAAGAACGAGCGUUACAGCGAACAGACUGUGAGCUGGUGUGAGCCCAACCCGAUCUUCGAGAUUGAUUCAGUAGCAGGUGUGAAGUGGCAUGUGAAUGCUAUGUACGACGGUGAGGUCUCGUUGCCGUGCGGGACUGAAGAGUCUUGCAGUGAGGAGCAGGAGUGCAGGAGCACUGCGUCCGAUGGUGUGUGGGAGUCUGGUUCCGUACAUUCGGAAGCUGGGCUGAGUUCGUCUGGGUACGGUAUGGAGUAUGCACAGUCAUCUACGGCUGAUGUGAGCUCACAUAUCAAGGUAAUGGAUGAUGAGGGAAGCGCGUGCAGCGGUGUGCGCAAGGCUAGCAAGGCGUGGGAGCGUCGGUGGCACGCAUGUGUGCUGUAUGACGGGCGUGUCUACCCAUUCGACCCUGGCGGCCCUACUACGAUGAUGCUAUGGGGGUGGCAUGGCACUCUCAUGAUGGCAGGAUUCCGUGCGGCUUGAAUAUAUGCGUGAUCUGCUGGAGAAAUUCGGCAUGACGCACGCAGCGCCCAAAUCCAUACGGCUAGCCCCAUCGGCGGUUUUGGAGAAGGCAGCAGCGGCGAGUGAGGAGUUGCCAAAGGGCAAUAGGUAUGCGGAGCUAGUCGGAGGUUUGAUGUAUCUGGCGAUUGCGACACGGCCAGAUAUCAUGUUUGCCGUGGGAGCCCUCGCGCGUUUCAUGUCCGCGCCUACUGCGGCACAUUGGAACCUGGCGACAGGAGUCCUUCGUUACCUGGUUGGGACGGCGACGCAAGGGCUAGUCUACACGCGUGGGCAAGGAGAUGUGAUUGGCUGGUGUGAUUCAGAUUACGCCGGUGACCUGAGCAAGCGUCGGUCAACCACUGGCUUUGUCUUCACCUACAACGGCACAGCUGUUAGCUGGGCUAGUCGGUUGCAGGCUACGGUGGCGGUGUCAACCGUGGAGGCAGAGUACAUGGCGGCAUCAUUUGCGACCAAGGAGGCGCUAUGGUUGCGCAAGAUUCUGUCGGAGAUGGGCGUAGAGGUGGGCACGAUGUGCAUGCAGGGUGAUAAUCAGGGUGCGAUCGCGUGCAUGAAGAAUGCAAUUUCCUCGAUACGCACGAAGCACAUUGAUGUGCAGCACCAUUUUGUACGGCAGCGUGUGGAGCGCGGCGAGGUGCAGUUCCAUUACUGUCCCACAAGCCGCAUGGUGGCUGAUGCCCUAACCAAAGCGGUGCCAGAGGAUCGGUUCGUGCGGUGCCGGAUUGGCAUGGGUGUGCGCUAGAUGGACAGCGCAAGCAAUGACAACGUGACAUGCGUUCAUGACUGCGAUGGAAGACGAUGCGUGCAAUAGAACAGAUACGUAUUUGGCAGUUGUAUGCGUGUGAGGGACCGGUCUCUGACUUGCGGUUAUCUUGGCAGUGCGAACAGUAUGCGUGUGCAGUAUAGGUCAUGUUGCUUUGAUAGGUAACUUCGUGGACUAGUGCCUGUGCGUAGCGAGACGUAUUUUGCAUUGCUUGAUGAGUCCAUGGGCUGUAGUGAACAUGGGUUAGUUACUCGUGUGCGAAGAAUGGUGAGCAGGACGAUAGCUUACUCGAGUAGGGAUGUGUUUGCUAGUUGUCUGCCCGCGUGGGAGUGUUGAUGUUCGGGGUAUCCGGUCAGCCAACAGGGCAAACACCAUGCAGUGACACGGCCAUACGCCGGAGUACUUAUGCGCACAGCGUGCGCAUAUAGCUUGCUUGAAAUAUCAUAGUGAUAAGCCCUGUAUAUGUGUAAGGUGACGACUCU